UUAAUGCGGCGAAGAAGAAGAACAUAAACAAAUAUGGCCGCCUCCAUAGACGCUGCAGCUUUAGAGAAAACGUGCUAUAUUUCCAGGUAGGGCGGAAGGAUAAAGAUCUUAACGCUAGUUAUUUUGAAACUAUAUUAAAGCCGGGUGUUAUCUCUGUGGAAGCAGGAUGGCUACGUCAGUUAAAGCUACGAAGAAGGAGAAAAGGAAGCCAGUCAGGGUGAAAACGUCCCUUAACAACCCGUACGACAUAAAGUGGAAGCCGUUAGAAAAAGGGAACGCGCGAUUCAUCCUGAAAACCGUGACAGAGAAACUCGGCUCGCUCGAUCUCCGGAAGCGACACGUUAAAGUUUAUCGCAAGUGGCGAAGUAAAGAAAAGGCCAAGAAAGGAAACACUGAUUCGGUGGACACCGCUGAACCGACUCAGGAAUCAAAGAAUCUAGGUGGCUCGGAUUCUGUGGACAACGUUGAACCGACUAAGGAAUCAAAUAAUCUAGGUUGUUCGGAUUUUGUGGAGAACAUCGAACCGACUCGGGAAUCAAAGAAUCAAGGCUGGACCGAUAAGCGCCUAAGGAACGAGCUCGCCAUCGGCAUCAACGAGGUCACGAAAUGCCUGGAGAAGAACGAGCUCGGUCUGGUUCUGGUGUGUGACUCGGUGAAGCCCCCACACAUGACGAGCCAUCUUAUUCCGCUGAGUCAAACCCGCUCGGUUCCCGCGUGCCAAGUGCCGAGUCUGAGCGCGAGUCUCGCUGGACCGCUCGGUCUCACCAGCGUGUUGGCGCUUGGGUUCAAACGCCAAAGCGGCGCGUUUGCGGAUACGAUCGCGGCUCUGACGCCUAAAGUGCCUCUGUUCGACGUGUCCUGGGUGUCUACAGGGACGUCUGAACCGGAGAGAAGGAGAAAAAGAAAACUGGAAGAUUCCCUUGUUGUUAAAAACCCAGUCGAUUUACUGCAACCUCUUAAAGUGAAGAAAAUCGUCCCAAAUCCUUCAAAAACCCGCAAACUGAAGACAAAGAAAGCGAAGAAGUGACAAGUCACCGAACAUGAACAUUUCUCAACACAUGGACGAUUCCUGCCCUCUUCAUAUCCCUGGAAUAAUGCCACUUUAUUCCACUUAGACAUUUUCAUCAUGCAUGAGCUCACAAUCUUUAUUUAUUUUGUGGCAAUGAAAUAGUGAAUCUCAGAAAUGAGCAUGUACACAAAUCUAAUUUAACAUAGUGUGGCUAAGAAUAAAGAACAUAAGAGAAUCUAAGCCCUGAUCCUCUGUCCUUCACAGUGAA
Messenger RNA from Tachysurus fulvidraco (yellow catfish), 1277 nucleotides. RefSeq names its product ribonuclease P/MRP 38 subunit (gene rpp38). Gene Ontology annotation, biological process: tRNA 5'-leader removal. The transcript has a single exon. Gene Ontology annotation, molecular function: ribonuclease P RNA binding; ribonuclease P activity. Lineage: Eukaryota; Metazoa; Chordata; Actinopteri; Siluriformes; Bagridae. Gene Ontology annotation, cellular component: fibrillar center; nucleolar ribonuclease P complex; ribonuclease MRP complex. The record is from RefSeq and is a predicted model, not a curated record. The coding region runs from base 167 to 1027 and encodes 286 amino acids.